Anopheles bellator is the source of this 4784-nucleotide messenger RNA. Its product is annotated as mucin-12. The transcript is spliced from 8 exons. The record is from RefSeq and is a predicted model, not a curated record. The coding region runs from base 1 to 3210 and encodes 1069 amino acids. Lineage: Eukaryota; Metazoa; Arthropoda; Insecta; Diptera; Culicidae.
AUGCUGUUUCAAGCAUUGGGUUACGAGUCCAUCUGGAUCUACACGAUUUCACUGAUCGUGAUGGUGAGCAUGGUCGUCACCCUCGUUUCGUGUCUCUGCUGUCGACGGAAACAAGAGAUCAAGAAUGACCUUCUCGGUCUGGAAGGUAUGGUAAAGCUUACGAAUCCCGAGGAGAUGCUGAUGAACUCGGGCCACUCCACGGCUGGCCACGCCGCCGGCAAUGGUGCUGCGGGAUCUUCGUCUAUAGGUUGCGAAGUUCGAUCGAGUACCGGCUUUGGAUCGGAUAUUGAGACCAGCAAUAAAAGAACUUCCAAUGCACCGCAUCGCAGUCUUCCGGAUAUUCCAAUUGCGGAGCCACCGGGGGAUAACAACUCAGAACUGUACGCCACGGUGGGCGAUAAAGUGCAGGACUUGCCGCAGGGCAGAAGUCCCACCACCAGUUUAAAGAAACAAACAAGUGUCUCCCAGCACAGUUCUAUUAGCCAGGCGGAUGAUAUUAGCUCUCCUUACGCGCGUGUUCGAUCACCACCCCAUGCGUAUGACAAACUGCGCCGAAUGGAGCAUCCUUAUGCACAGGUGACCCAACCGGGAACGAGCAGUGGAGCGGCCGGUCUGGGUAGCGGUACAGCGCUUGGUGGUCAAUCGGGGAAGACGAAUCGUGCAAAACCGCGGGACGGUGGUGCCGACGACGAUGACGAAGAGGACGAGGACGAUGAUGAGCUGAUGAGUCCCAUCUCGCGCCGCGAGUCGUCUCAAAAUUUAGAGGAUCGAGAUGCGUCGACUGUCGAUAUUCCAGCAGCAUCGGCGAUUGCGGGACGUGUGUCGGCUAGUCAAGAUCUGCCCUACAUGACGCCACCAAUUGUUCAACCACCAACACAGCACUUCAGCGGUGAUUCUCAAGACUCGUCCAAAGGUUACACGAGCAUAAGUGUGCGAGAACCGUUAGCGAACCUCUUACCACAGAACCAUCCGGGUGCAGGGGCUGCCAAGCGCCGGCAGAUACUAGGAGAUUCACACUACGCGACCGUGUCGGAUGAUUCCGAUGAGAUGUACGCCGCGAUUGAUGAUCCCAACAAUGCGGGCGAUCUCUACACAAGUGGCUCCGAGACGUACGCUCAGAUUCAACCGCCGAACGCGGUGACGGUGUCGGUUGAGAUCAAUACUGGUGCCUCCAGUCGUCCUCAACCCCAUCCGCUGCAAGCAUCGACGAUGGCAAGUGAUACUCUAGACGCUGGCCCGGGUGGCGCCGUCGCCGUCGGGUCUUCUGCCGCAAUGAAUCGCCUUAGCAAUCACAGCACCAUGACCACGGCUAGCGAUGAGCAGCAGCAUCAUCUUCCACCACCGCCAGCGGUUAGCACGACGGCGCUUGAAGGUGGUCUACGGGCUCAAACGUUCGUUCAACAUUCGCGCCAGCCAUCGUCUUCUAGCUGUACGAGCUCCGUGGGCAACCUUGGGUCACCGAAGCCGGAAAAACGGCAAGCAAACAGCCCGCUUCCUCCCACACCAAAGACACUCAAACACCAGACCAACAGUUUCUUCAGCAAUUCUAACCAAUCGGUGGUGUUGGUUAGUGAGACCGAAAGUGGCCUCGCGAAUGGUUCGAUUAGCGGAGGAGGUGGCAGCAGCAAACCGAAGAAAAGUCCCUCCAAAGACUUGGAAGGAAUGUACGCCAAGGUGAUGAAGAAAAAUAAGCUAUCGAAAGUGCCGUCCCAAAAUGCGUCUCCGGUGCCGCUGCGCAAAGAUGGUUCGAUCGACGAGCAGCAACAUCAACAGCAACUGCAGCAGUUUCUAGCUGAUUCCGAAGCCCUCAACGGAGGGGUGGGUAGCCGAAUGGUGGGUUUCGGAAAGGUGCCCACAAGCGUGCGACAUAUUGACACAAAGUACGAUCCCGGCUACGAUACGAUCCCGGGAGGUGAUGAUGGCUUAAAAAAGCCAUCUAGCGGAAUGGUUGGAAGAUUGGCCGACAGUCGCAAAGCGGCCGAUUAUGCAAAGAUUCAAAAACGAAAUGCCGCGCCGAACGCGCAAGAUGCGGACAGCGAACCAGGAUAUGAGAGUUUACCGGGAGGCCACCAGCAUGAUCCGGGGUACGAAACGUUAAACCGAUCCCAUCGGGCCGAAUCGGAUUCAGAUCCGAACUACGAAAUACUGCGUCCAGCGAACGUGGCAGGUGGCCAAACACUUCCAAACACAGUAAAAUCGCCACCGAGUGACUCAACCCGUGACAGUGACGGGUACAGCAGCAUACGAGAGCCAAUCGCUGGACGAGUGGUUGUUAAAGGGCCACCGGGAGGAAGUGCUCGCAGUCGGUUAGAGUUUAGCGGAGCCAAUCACCCACCUGCGGACGAUGACGCAGAUAGCACCGGGCCGGGAUACAGCAGCAUACGUGAAGAUUACGAUCCGGGUUACAGUGUAAUUUCGGAGCGAAAAAAACCGCCCCCCGGCCAUGAUUAUGCGAGCAUCACGGAGGAUACGAAAAAGCGGAAACUUAACAUCAACAACAAUAUCGAACCUGCCGACGACGAGUCAGACAUUUACUCGAGUAUUCCGCAUACCGCAUCUGGCACGUUAACGCUUCCUUCUCCACUGCUCACGUCAUCGUCUUCGGUGGUUGUUAGUCCCGUUAGCGGUGCUGGGAGUGUGGGACCCACCGUGGACGGUAGCACUAAUUACUGUACCAUCCCCGAACGGCCGGGCCGCGAUGGUACCGGGGUAGCAGCGGGAGGCAACCUUUCUUCAUCGCCGGGUUAUUCGAGUAUUUCGGAAACACGCACCACACCUUCGUCAACCGACGGCGACGGCAGUACUAGUUCACCCGAUCAACCGAUUGGUUACGGUAAGCACAACAACACUACGAGCGCCGCCACGACAAACAACAGCUUGAGCCGGAUAUCGAGCAAUUACGAGUCAUUAACGGGCAGCGAAUCCGAUCCCAACUAUGAAUCUGUCAAGUAUCUCAACGUGAAAGAGAACCCGUACGAGCGGCUACACAACGAAGCAGGGGGAGGUGUGGCAUCCGAUCCACUACGCAAAUCUGUCACCGCUGACUCGUUGACUACCGACUCCGAUACGACCACGCCGACACCGAGUACGGUAGCUAUGGGCAGCGCUGCCGACAGUCACCCUAUUGCCCCUACCAGUGGCACUCCAACGGACGGCAGUGAUCCUGCGGCCACCACCACGCCACCCGUCAGUGAUUACUUCCAGGUCUAAGUGGCUCGGUUCGUGCUCCGUGCGCCACGUGUUAGGUACGGGAGCAAACAUUUUUUUAACCAACACAACUUGCUUGGAUGAUCCGACUAGAUUUGUGUGCGUGCGUGUGCUGUGUAGAAAAAGCCUCGCAGUAGGCUGUACGAUUGCAAGGAUAUUAAUAUUUAUAGCCACCAUUUUUAUGGCGAGUAUACUUUUGGCACACGAUGUUAUGCGUUUGUAUGUUGUUCCUUUCGAAAAUUACGCCAGUUUGUACGUAAAAUAUAUACGCCCGUGAUUGUCGCUUGGUCGAUCUGUCGACAUACGAUAGACAUAAAAUGUGAGCGCAGUGGAUACACUUUAGCGGCCAAAACCGAGUUUCAAGAUUUGGUACAUGUUGAAACAGCACAUUCGACUGACUGAACUGUCGACCUGCACGAUAUCCCACCAUAGCGAGAGGCGAAAAGAAGUGUACGAGACGUAGAAUACGCGUUGUAAUGGUGCGUGAAUAUUGGAAUGUUUCUCGGAACACUCCCAUACGAGAAAACAUAGGUUUACCUGUCGUGGCAACAGAUAGCAUCGUCUAGCCAAUGCGCAAUGCGUAUUGUGUUAUUUCGUUGCCUAUUUCAUGUUUUGCAUUCCCCGCAUUGCUCUUCCUGCUUGGGGCGAACUGGUUCCCUUUAGUUAGUUGCCUGUCCGACGAAACUAAAAGCCCUCGGUUGCCAGAGUGCCCAUUUAAGAAUUUAUCCUUCGGUUGGUCUAUCCACACAGAGCCUUACUAUGCUGCUUCGGAAAUCAAGAGAACAGGCAAAAUGCCGGCCAAGCCGUAGAUGUAGUCGCCUCAUUGAGCACGGAUUCUAGUACCGUAUUGUACCUAUAUUUAUUAACAACCCUGCCCAGUCCAGUAGUUGUAAUCGGGUUCUGUCCUUCGCUUGUUUCCUAAUGCCGUCGAGUAUUUUGUUUUAUUGUAUUUUACCCUUCAUCCAGUAUCGUUUCUGCCCUGUUGACCAUUUGUUAUGUGUUUUUAUAUAAUUUAUUCUGCUUUAUUAAUCUACUCUAUGCACCCCCCACAAAGCGCACAACAAGAACGAGCGAUGCAAAGGUGGUGCCAUUGCCUGUGCAUUGGUUGCAGUGCAUGGAGGUGCAUCGUUUAUCGGUAUAGUCCCAAUAUAAAAAUUCGUUAAAAACUCUUUAGGAUAGUGUUCCAUCGUCCGAAUUCGCUAUCUCGCCACAUUCCAAAUGGUGCGUUGAUAUACACAAGCACAGACGCGCGCGCGUACGGAAAUGUGCAGCUAUGGCGUCUAAAAGCGAUAAAACCCAGCGAAACUUGGAGGCAGACAAAGUUGUGUUAGCUGGAGUAGUUUUGUAAGCAAAACCAUUUUUGUUUUAUAACAAAAAGGCGCAAAAUGACGUCAAACUAUUAAAAGCAAUUGAAAUCUUAUACAAGAGAAACGAACCCCGUUGAAUUCAAAAGAAGGAACAAAGUGUUUACUGAAGUGAAAUGUAUCUAAACAUCGAAAAGAUCUUAUAAAAGCGACUACUUACACGAAACUAAAUCUUUGCUAGCCGGUGGUUUCUGUUCUACGAAAUUUGGCCAC